Molecule: messenger RNA, 2736 nt
Organism: Manduca sexta (tobacco hornworm)
Lineage: Eukaryota; Metazoa; Arthropoda; Insecta; Lepidoptera; Sphingidae
Product: alpha-tocopherol transfer protein-like
Exons: 6
Coding region: 134-1072 (312 amino acids)
Cellular component (GO): membrane
Molecular function (GO): phosphatidylinositol bisphosphate binding
Source: RefSeq, a predicted model, not a curated record
AAAUCACAUCCAUCAGCCAGUCACUAUCAAAACAUUGCCACGAACAUACGUGUUUCCUAACUAUAAUAAACAAGUUUAUAUUCAACUGUUACUUUAAGUUUGUUAGACUUUAUUUCUUAUACAGUUUAAUAAAAUGCCGCAAGAUACGCAAGACUUAGUUCAAUUAAAUCCAGACAGUGUUAAAUAUAUAAGAAAAUUAUACGGUUUUGAGGAUGAAAAGAAAUUGGAAGAAGCCAUCGAUAUUUUGGACGCCUGGAUUAAGAAACAAAAUCAUUUCACCAAAAAGGAUUUUCCACGCAAGUAUCUGGAGAGCACGAUAUUGGCGAACAAAGGUUCAAUCGAGCGUUCUAAAUCAAAGCUGGACAAACUGUGCACGCUAAGAGCUAUUUUGGGAUUCUUUUUCAAAUUCUCCAAUAUCCGGACAGACUUCAGUAACUUCUUUAAAGCCACAACGUUGAUACCUUUACCAAAACUGACGGACAAACACUACAGAGUAAUACUAUUGAGGAACCAGAACAACGAAUAUUUCGACAAGACGCCUUUCACUGACUAUUACAAAUUUAUGCUUAUAUACUGCGAAUAUCUACUGAUGCACGACUACUCCGACGGGAUGAUGUUCCUCAUCGACUACACAGACACUAACGUGAUGAAGGUGAUGAACCAAUUGAAUAUUACAGAAUUCAAACAAUUCUCCACUCUAAUUACUGAAGGCUAUGGAACUAGAAUCAAAGGCGUCCAUAUCAUAACAACCUCUAAGACUAUAGAAAUGCUCCUUAACAUCGUGAAACCGGUAUUCAGUCAGAAGAUUGCAAACCGGUUCUCCGUGCACAGCUCCCUAGAUACACUACAAGAGAUCAUUCCUAAAAAUGUAUUGCCGGUAGAAUAUGGAGGAACGGAACGAUCCUACAAGGAGAUAAAAGAUUCCUGGAUCGAACUGCUUUCGUCAAAAGAGAGUAUGGAAUACCUGAAAGCAUCACGUGAAGCGACCGUCAACGAAGCCUACAGACUGAAAAGCGAUUACAACGAACAUUUAGGUCUAGCUGGGACUUUCAGGACAUUGAGUAUAGAUUGAGAAGAAAUUAUUUAUAAAGUAUGGCGUCAACUUGGGCCGAAUUGAAGCGCGAUGGAUCGAAUCGUAUUUAUUCAUUGGCGUAUGUUCUAUAGACACGAACGUCCAUCUAAACUAUUUGUUCACAAUCUGAACUAAAAUGGCAACCAAAACGUCACGGUUUUGACUUAUUGCACUUGAACAACAAAUAAUUUUACUUAUUUGAUCAUUUUUUUUUAUUCACAUCCAGGUUUACACUUAAAAGCGAAGUCUUAUAUUAUGAGCGCCACUCAGUACGUAACCACACGCUGUCAAUAUUGAAAUCAUACUAAAGUCAGGUGUACGGAUUGCAGUACAGUUGAGCCGAAUCAAAUACGUGUACGAAACGCCAGAUCUAGUACGUAGUACAUAAAUGUCGAUGUAUUCAUUUCGUUUACGUGACCCAAUGAACAUAGUUCCAUAGUAAGUAUAGUAAGUGCAAAAAUGCGAUUCGAUUCGACUCGGCGUACCAAGUCGACGCUAGUCAUUACGGUGCUGGAAAUAUCGGAUAACUUAUAUAAAAUAUGUUUGUUCUUUUUAUUUUAAUAAAGACUUUCGACUAUAUUAAGUAUUAACAACUUGUUUCUAUAGAGACUAUCUCGUUGGUAUUUAAAUGCCAUCACCAAAAGCAGUAACCACUACCAGCACCACCAACUUGUACCAAUUUGUAUCACAUUACAAUCUUCUCCCUGACCCUUUCUUAUAAUAGACUAGUUGACCCGACAGACGUUGUCCCGUCUUAACUAUAAAUUUGCAGCGCGCAUUUUGUCAAUCGCUGACAGUUAUUUCAAACAAUUGACAGUUAUAUAAAAAUAAUAUUUUCGUUAAGUUUUUUUAAAUUUUCUAAUUUGCCGCGCAAUUUUUUGAAUUGUUUCUUUCAUAAGAACCUUCUACUGAUAAUAAUAAACACAACAAAAAAAAAUAGUGAAAUCGGUCCAGCCGUUCAUGCGAGAUGGCGUGACCAAGGGAAAUAGGGAUUAAUUUUAAUAUACAUAUAUAUGUAGAUAGCUUUAGCCUACAGCUCCAUCCGCGUAAAAAAGAUGUGUGUCCUUUACACUUCAAGUAUGAAAUCGCCUAAAAUGAACCUACAUCAUCAGUAAUGACGCAUUAUUUUAAUCGUGUGGUAAAUAACCAGUUUAAUGAUCGCCUAAUCUGUAGCUGACCUCGUCAAUAUUAGGGCAAUCAAGGCCUUCUACCAUGUGUCUGCUUGCGUAAAUAAAUCAUCAGGAAUAUUCCACAGAGUUAUUUUAUUUUGUAAUAAAAGCCGUCUUGUUUGGAAUUUCUUUCGCAAUGCAUAAGGUCUAUCAAUUAUUUUUUUUUUUUUUCGAACUUAGAUUCUCAAAAUGUAUGAUAAGGGAAACGAUUAAAUUCCCCAAUUAUCUAAAUAUAUUUCAAAAAUUACAUAUUCUUAUAAAAAACCUACACAAUUUGUCAACUAAGAUUUGAGAUUUCGAACAUCCCGAAAUUCAAAAUUACUAAUGGAAAGAAAUUCAAACGGUGUCUAUGCGCAAGCGCUACAUUUACCAAACAACAUCUGAUUGUACUCGUUCAGACUUAUCGCACAAAAUUUAACAAUACAUUGACCUUUCUAUUAAUUAAAUGUUACAUUAAAUAUAAACAGAGCUGAUUAAAGGUAAUUUACAAUGUAA